AUCUUCAACCAAUUUUUUUUCCCCGUAUUUCAUUUAACGAUUAUAGUGACAAGCAUGAGAACCAGGUAUCAUACCCUACAUUAUUUCAAAAAGAACUGACACUCUCGCUACUGGAUCGAUAUUAACCAACCAUAGUUUCUAACAUAACCAGCGCAAGGAAAUUGGCUUUCAAAUGAAUGGAAUUUCAUCGAAUUCGGUCGAUCCGUUUGACAGCUACUAUGCCAGAAACAGACAGACACGCGCACACACACCCAGACGUUAAUGUCAAACUCAUAGCACCCCUUCUUAAGAAUCCCCCACAUCGGUCCAUUUACCCAUUAAACGUCACAAUUUAACAUAGUGCAGCUUAAAGGUAUGACGCCUUGUUCUUACUUACGGCAAUAACAAUGAAAAUAAAAUUGAAUUUAUUAAACGCUAUAAUACUACCAAUCGUUUAUACUUAACGGCGCACGAACUAACUGCCGACUUCCAGUCAUUGAAGACUGGCGUAUCUAAACGCCUACGUCACGCUUCUCAGUCACGGGCCUUGUAAGCUCACGGAGAGCUAAUGACAGCCAUCCCAGCGCACAUCCAAAAAGUACAACUUAUUUUUAUAGCGUGCAUCAAACCAUUGAUAGCCGGCCAUUUGAAAAGUCAGCACGCCUUAUAGCUUCCGUUGACGGAAGGCGUCAAUUUAAAAAACAUAUAUAACUAUUGAAAAUAAUUCACAAUGAACUUGAGGCUGCACAUAUUUCUCAGCCAGUUCUUGUGGCUUGUGUCCGUGCUGAAAGGGAAAAGUCUACAAGGCAUACCGGGUUACGGCAGGAAUUUAUUGAUCAAAACGAUACCCGCUGUAGAAGACUACCAGAGCAAUGUUUACGAAGUAUUCAUGGAGCCGUACUUAUAUGAACUUGGUACAACCUAUCCACUAGACGGAGACCGCUCACAGAAACAGAUCCAAAUACCCAUUGGACCACAGCCAAUUCCCGGAAUCCAAGCCAUAGUUCACCUCCAAGACGAUGAAGAAUCCGGCGUGGAGGGAGAUUUAGUAUUCACGCAGUUAGUUCCAAACGGACCAGUGUCCAUCGAGGGAAACAUUACAGGACUGUCCCCGGGACUUCAUGGACUACACGUACACCAGACUGGCGAUGUUGAUGACAAUUGCAAAAAGAUUGGUCCCCAUUUUAUUGCUUAUUACGGGCGUCACGGAGGUCCGCGGGACGCCGUCCGCCAUGUUGGCGAUCUUGGUAAUAUAAAAGCCGAAGAGGGCGCUACUUUAGAUGUCAAAAUAGUCGACCACCUCAUAUCACUUACCGGCCCGAGGUCUAUCGUUGGCCGGUCAUUAGCUAUAAGCAAAAGUGAAGACGACUAUGGAAGGUCCAGUACUGAGGAUAGCGCCCUAACCGGCACCUCGGGUCCUGCUAUAGCCUGCGGCAUUAUCGGCUAUCUUAAUUAAUUUAGCAUUUUAUCGACAAGCAACAAAUUAAGUUCUUAAAAUACAAUAUACGUCAUAGCUGUAAAACCAUUGACAAAUGCAGCUGUCAGUGUAUAAUGUCAUAGAUAAUAAAUAAAUAUGUUUUUACCCA
Messenger RNA from Danaus plexippus (monarch butterfly), 1565 nucleotides. RefSeq names its product superoxide dismutase [Cu-Zn]-like. The coding region runs from base 710 to 1435 and encodes 241 amino acids. NCBI's taxonomy places the organism in Eukaryota, Metazoa, Arthropoda, Insecta, Lepidoptera, Nymphalidae. Gene Ontology annotation, biological process: removal of superoxide radicals. The transcript has 4 exons. Gene Ontology annotation, molecular function: copper ion binding. The record is from RefSeq and is a predicted model, not a curated record.